Molecule: messenger RNA, 699 nt
Organism: Plectropomus leopardus (leopard coralgrouper)
Lineage: Eukaryota; Metazoa; Chordata; Actinopteri; Perciformes; Serranidae
Source: RefSeq, a predicted model, not a curated record
UUGCAUUGUGGACCUCAGAAUCAGACAGUUACCAGCGAUAGCCAAAUGAUCCAGGUAUCAUGGGAAGACCAGCCUUCAUGCUCUACAGUACAGGAUGUGCUGAUCUAUGAGGUGGUGGUUCUCAUAGCAGACAAGCAAGUACAUUAUGAGGAAGUUACUGUAAUGCCUGACCAGAUAGGAUCUACUCACUUCUGGAACUGGUCGUCCUACUUUGCGUUGGAGUGUGCUUCGGUCAAGCUCAGGGCUCGAUACAAAAACCAUACAAGCCUAUGGAAACAAGAACGGACUCUUCCUGUGGGGAAAAUCUCAAAAAGACCAGAGAUUUUCCCAAAGGACAGAGAGCUGAAGGUUGGCAGUAAUGUCACAUUCUGCUGCAUUCUGCCUGAGGGGCAAGUUUUUGACAAAAUGUUUCUGAAUGAGCAUAGUAUUGCUAAUAAGACACUUACUAAAAUUAGCAAUCAGAUCUAUGACCUGACUGUCCACCUGAAUCAGGCAUCAGAAGGCAGUUGCACUAAUGUAGAAUGCAAGUCAAAUGCAAUGGAAAAUGGGACUUGUGCUUAUAUUGGCUACCCACCUCAGGACAGUAACCUUCAGUGUGAAACCCGAGAUCUGAAAUCAGUGGAGUGUCACUGGACAGUAGGAAGAAAAGCCUCCAUCAAGAGGGGAGGUGGAACAGAGUAUCACCUGCUUGGAAGGUAG